UCUUCCUUGCAACUGAAACUCUCCUGUUUAUCUCUGGUCUUUCGCUCUUUACUCUCCAACAAGCUUUUAAUUUGCUUUGAAAAUAUCGUUUCUUUUACAUAUUCCUCUCUAUUUUUAAAAAACCCAUCUUUGAUGAUACAGUUUUGGAGAUGAAUCCAGCGAGUCCCUUCCCAGUGAAAUACACAGAGCACAGAACUGUUACUAACAAGCUAGUGAAGCCAUCCAGCAAGUGGUUUCCAAUGGAGUCCAAAGCCAAAGCCCCUAAAGUUGUCAGGGUUUGUAUCACCGAUGGAGACGCGACCGAUUCUUCAAGCGACGAAUGUGAUCGGGUGAGAUACCAGAGAGUGAAAAGGCAUGUGAACGAAAUCAGGAUCCAAGAUUGUUCCACUGCCAAUUUCUCCAAGCCACCCAACAAGCAAAACAGGCAAGUAAGUAAUAAAAGCAACCAUGUGAAUAUCCGAUCAAAGAAGCAGCAACAACAACAGCAACAAUGUUUGUCCAACGGUAUGAAGUAUCGCGGGGUUCGACAAAGGCCGUGGGGGAGAUGGGCGGCUGAGAUCAGAGACCCCACAAGUCGAACCAGGGUAUGGCUUGGGACUUAUGACACGGCAGAAGAAGCGGCCUUGGUGUACGACCGAGCCGCGAUUCGAAUCAAAGGCCCGGAUGCUCUCACAAAUUUUUCGAAACCUCCUGUGAGGCCUCCGCCGGAGAUUGAACUCGAAAUGAUUUCCGGGUAUGAUUCGGGUCAAGAAUCUCAGUCUCUCUGUUCACCUACAUCUGUUCUCAGGUUCCAGUCCAAUGAAGAAGCUGAACUUCAAACCGAAUCCAACGAUGACUCUUUAGACGACAUGGAAAGAGGGUGGAGACCUGUUGAAGAACUGGCAGGCGAACCAAGUAACUUAUCAGAUGAGUAUUUAUUAACAGAUCCGGGAGCUUUAUGUGAUUACUUCAAUUCUGAUAACCCUGUCCCUGAGCCAAUAUUUUUCGAUGAAAUGAGGUUACCAGAAGACAGCAAUUUGGAACUUGAUAUCUCUGUAAAAUUAGACGUUGAUUUUGGGUCUUCCACAUGGGAUGUAGAUAACUACUAUUAAUAUCAGUUUAAUAUCACUUCCCUGGAGUUGCUGCUUGUUCCCACUUCCCAUUUGCUGGUAAAUACUUUACCCUGCGUAAUUUACUUCAAUGUCAUGGUAAAUUUCCGAGUGGAAUUUUGGUCACAUAUUUUCCAGUUUUCUUUCAGUACUUUUUUACUACAGUGUGUUAACAAAUGCCAAGUUAAUAUGUAAAUUCUUGCUUCUUUUCCGUGUAUGGCUUUUCUUUUCUUUUGAAUUGAAUUGGUUCGGUGUGCGUUUCAUUUGGCGUGGUCAUUGUGUGUGCUUGAAAGUGUGCUUAGCGGUUAUGGCUUUCGUUCAAAAACGAGAGAGAGAGAAAAAAAAAGAUUAUGAUCUGAAUUUUUUUACUUUA
Gossypium raimondii (Peruvian cotton) is the source of this 1461-nucleotide messenger RNA. RefSeq names its product ethylene-responsive transcription factor CRF5. Gene Ontology annotation, biological process: regulation of DNA-templated transcription. The transcript has a single exon. The record is from RefSeq and is a predicted model, not a curated record. Gene Ontology annotation, molecular function: DNA binding; DNA-binding transcription factor activity. The coding region runs from base 150 to 1091 and encodes 313 amino acids. NCBI's taxonomy places the organism in Eukaryota, Viridiplantae, Streptophyta, Magnoliopsida, Malvales, Malvaceae.